AGAAACAGCGCUGCUCUACAACAACAACAACACGCGCUUGAGUGAAGGUCCGCCGAUGGCAAACAGUGAUGUUUACUUCUCAUAACUACUGUCGUGCGUUAUUUCUUUGGCAUUGACUGCACUUCUGCAUUUAAAUCAAUUUCAGCACAUCUUUUUAUUGACAGAGAUAUUUCUCCAUCAGCAAUCAUCUUCAGCUGACGUUCAUCUCUCUAAUCAAAAAUGAGCAGCACAAAAACAUUUGGAUUCAGCAGUUACUCUUUACCUGAUCGAGUGAUGCCGGUGGAUCUUGCCAUGCAUGCGCAGAUUAGCACACCGGUGUCUCUGCUCCUUGGCAUGUCUGCUCUCAGGUGCUCUUCACCCAACGUGUCUUCACCAGAGCUUCAACUAGCCAGACUUUCACCCCCUUCACCUACAUCUUCACUAUCUUCAUCCAGCUCUGCCAGCUCCCUGUCCUCAUACUCUCCUAGCACCGGCACGCUACGCAAGAAGAAGCGAGUUGUGUUCGCUGAUGCUAAAGGUCUCGCUCUCACAUCCGUGCGCAUCUUCACCACUGACCCUUCAGAGACGGAAACGGAAGACGCCCCGCAGCCUGAGGAGCACGAAAAGCUUAGAACGCCCAUGCAGAGCGUGAUACCGCGACUUAAGCUUGGUUUUCCACAGCCUGUUGCAGACCGUGCAAGAUUGAAGGAAACCUUAGUGCAGUUGGAGAGCUGUAGCCUGAGCGAAAAGGUGUUGAGCGGGACCGUACGGGUCUACAACAUUAAGUUCAACAAGACUGUCUUUAUCCGCAUAACUUUUGACUCAUGGCGAAGUCAUAAAGACAUUGCAUGCACUUAUGUGAGGGAACCAAAUGCAACUUCAGAGACUGACUUGUUUUCUUUUAAUGUGUCGCUACCGUCUAAUCUGGACCCGAAGGAGCGCCUGGAGUUCGUAGUGGUGUUCCGACCCGGCAGUAGCAACUUGCAUCUCGUGGACAACAACAAAGGUAAAAACUACCACAUUCAUGUGGAAAACGUGGUCCCGGAACCUCGGCUGGUGACGACAAGCAGGACAACCUUCAUUAUACCAAGUCCUCAGCGUCUUUCUGUUUGGCCUGGGGUCAAAGGUCAUGAAAUACAUAGGAUGAGACACCUGGCAUGCAAAGGCCCACCCUACACGGACCGUCUGAUAAACAGGACCUGGGGAAGAAUGGCGAAUGUUACUCCGUUGUGUUAAGAUGAGACUGAGACACGUUUGCGGUCCACAUUUCUACUUGAUUUCACUGCGGAUUCUAAGAAGUGCAAAAUGGGGUGACUUUAUGCGCCCCUGUGUUGUACAUUAUACUUGAAUGGACGCAGUGCUUGCUGGUUUGCACAUGCUGCUGAAGCAGUGAAAUGUGAAUGUUUACUAUGAUUUGUACAUCUAAAUAUGUUUGAAUUGGAUGUAGUUUGCACAUUAUACAUUGCUUAUACAGUUAAAAUAUAUGUUUUAUGGGAAACUUGCUUUCCCUAUCAUCUGCCUUUUUUGUUGUCUGAACAGGUAAACUGACAUGUAAAAGUAGUGUAAAUGAAUCCUCUGUAUGUAUGUGUAUAUGAUAAUGUAUUUAUUUUGAGCUCUUUUAUUAAAAGAACCUGUUUUCCGUGAA
Messenger RNA from Sinocyclocheilus anshuiensis, 1624 nucleotides. RefSeq names its product protein phosphatase 1 regulatory subunit 3C-B-like. Bases 220 to 1215 code for a protein of 331 amino acids. The transcript is spliced from 3 exons. The record is from RefSeq and is a predicted model, not a curated record. Gene Ontology annotation, cellular component: protein phosphatase type 1 complex. Gene Ontology annotation, molecular function: glycogen binding; protein phosphatase 1 binding. Gene Ontology annotation, biological process: regulation of glycogen biosynthetic process. Lineage: Eukaryota; Metazoa; Chordata; Actinopteri; Cypriniformes; Cyprinidae.